Molecule: messenger RNA, 2296 nt
Organism: Melitaea cinxia (Glanville fritillary)
Lineage: Eukaryota; Metazoa; Arthropoda; Insecta; Lepidoptera; Nymphalidae
Product: UNC93-like protein
Exons: 10
Coding region: 25-1491 (488 amino acids)
Biological process (GO): regulation of potassium ion transport; regulation of muscle contraction
Cellular component (GO): plasma membrane; striated muscle dense body
Molecular function (GO): potassium channel regulator activity
Source: RefSeq, a predicted model, not a curated record
UAUUUUGUUUUAUUGCAGGUCACAAUGCCAACUGCUGCUGUAUUUGGUCCAAAUGAAAAAUGGCGGAUAAAUCGCAAUAUUUUCGUGCUUGGCUUCGCUUUCAUGGUGCAUUUCACGGCGUUCCACGGUGCCGCCAAUCUGCAAAGCUCCGUUAACACAGACGCCGCUGCAGGAACCUUCACUCUAGCGGCUAUAUAUUUUUCACUCAUACUGUCCAAUAUAUUCUUACCCGCUUUGGUUAUAAAAUGGCUCGGUUGCAAAUGGACGAUUGCAGUUUCUUUCAUGGCUUAUAUGCCUUUCAUUGCGGCCCAAUUCUACCCAUAUUUGCACACACUGGUACCGGCGGGAAUGAUGGUCGGUUUUGGUGGUGGUCCUCUCUGGUGUGCUAAAUGUACAUACUUAUCUGUGGUAGCGGAGCCUUAUGCCAAGUUAUCAGGAGUACAAGUGGAGGUGCUUGUAGUACGAUUCUUUGGACUCUUCUUUAUGUUUUAUCAGAUGGCUCAAAUAUGGGGCAAUCUGGUAUCUUCGGCAAUUUUAUCUUCAUCGCUCGGUGAAGCGACGCGCUUUAUGAAUGAAACCGUUAUCGGGGCACCUAAAGUGGAGGCGUUUGUGAACUUAACUCAAUCACUGCCAGACUACGGUUCAACUUGUGGGGUUAACUUUUGCAGCGGUAGUAGUUUGCAUGAAAACACGAACUUAAAACCGCCAUCACCUUUAAAGAUCCAAGUAAUAGCAGGUGUUUAUCUCGCUUGUAUGGCUCUAGCUAGCGUCCUCGUCGCUGUAGGCGUGGACUCUCUUAGCAGAUAUAACACGGGACGCCAGCCGAUGGCCCAGGGCAAGUCAGGGUUCCAGUUGCUGGCGGUCACCCUCCGCCAGCUCAGACAUAAGUACCAAUUGUUAUUACUGCCUGUUAUCGGCUACAUCGGCGCCGAGCAAGCUUUUAUGGCCGCAGACUUCACUCAGGCUUUCGUUGGUUGUGCGUACGGCAUCAGCAAUAUAGGUUUUGUGAUGAUUUGCUUUGGCGUGUUCAACGCGCUGGCUGCGCCGGUUGCGGGCGCGGUUGUCAAAUUAACCGGCCGGUACCCAGUUAUGUUGACUGCUCUUCUCCUCAACCUAUGUCUGUUGUCAUCACUAAUAUUAUGGAGACCCGAUCCUGAUCAAUGGCUUUUAUUCUUCGUGUUAGCUGCAAUUUGGGGAAUAGCAGAUGCCGUGUGGCUAGUUCAAGUGAAUGCUCUCUCCGGUAUCCUAUUUCCUGGUAAUGAAGAAGCGGCAUACUCGAAUUUCCGUUUGUGGGAAGCGACUGGAAGCGUCCUCUCUUACGCAUCAGCUCCUUAUCUUUGCGUAAGAACCAGGUUAUACAUUCUACUGGGUCUAUUGAUCUUGGGAUUCGGCGGAUACACCACCAUCGAAAUGAUGGAGUAUCGCGUGAAGCGACGUCAUCACGACGAACGGAAGUUUGAAUUAGUCGCUAAUAAAGCUGAUCAGGAGUGAUAAUAUUAACUUAGGGAUAAUAAUUUAUAAGACAUGCUAUCCAUAUUGUUGACUAGCCGCGUCUUGCGGUUUCACCUGCAUAAUUUUCGACUCCUUGCGAAUAUCGGGAUAAAAAGUAGCCUAUAUGUAUUCCAAAACUCUAGAUAUCGAUGUACCAACUUUUAUUACAAUUAGUAGUUUUUGCGUGAAAGAGUAACAAUUGUCUAUCCUCACAAACUUUCGUAUUUAUAAUAUUAUUAGGUGUUCUAACUAAUCGUUAGUGGUACUCAGUUAAUUAAUUUUCGCCUGAUAGUUAUUUAAUAAGGCUUUAUAAGAUUAGAAAAGAUUUGUAUAUACAUUUAAUAAGUUUAAUUCAACUAAAAUAAACAAGGGCUGUAUUCAUUUGCUAAAUAUAAAUGUCAAAUAUAAAGAAAUUCAAACAACAUUUUAACUAGGUGUUAUAUUAAGAAUUUCUUACUAACCACCUUACAGAUUAAAACUACGAAUUCAGCUUCAAUGUGUUUAUAAAACAAAAAGAGUAUUUGUGUUAAUUGUAAUUAAAUAUAGAAGCAGAUAGUCCGGAAGUGGUGCAAAGACUUUUUUCCUAUAUAGAAAAACGGUUAAAGUUUAAAGGAUAGAUGAUAUAUCCGAAGAUAUAUCCGAAGGAAAAUCGUAUCCGUUUACAGGUGGACGACUUGCACCACUACUAGAACGUCAUUUACGUCCUCAUACCUAAAUAGUAUGAAAUACCUAAUUACUCCUGUUUUGUUACAACAUUUUAAGUAAUAAGGGUGAUGAUGAAAAUAAUAAAAACAUUUAAAAGAAA